Ornithorhynchus anatinus (platypus) is the source of this 1540-nucleotide messenger RNA. RefSeq names its product paired immunoglobulin-like type 2 receptor alpha. The record is from RefSeq and is a predicted model, not a curated record. Gene Ontology annotation, cellular component: plasma membrane. Gene Ontology annotation, biological process: regulation of bone resorption; regulation of osteoclast development; regulation of actin cytoskeleton organization. The transcript has 6 exons. Bases 358 to 1218 code for a protein of 286 amino acids. NCBI's taxonomy places the organism in Eukaryota, Metazoa, Chordata, Mammalia, Monotremata, Ornithorhynchidae.
CGAUGGGCAUAUUUGCAAGAAGGGCCUGGUUUCCCGGGAUGGAGUAGGAGGGCACCCUUGCCCUCUCCUUGCCGCUUUCUGGGCUUCGAUCUCCUUCCUGACCCGAUCUGGUUGGCAGGGUGGGAGUGGGCACUGGGCAGCCUCGGGGGGAGGGGCUGAGUCGUGUGUGUGUGCCGGUGCUGGUUUCCCCUUUUCUCACCUCCUCUGAGGGUCUGUUUCUCUCCUGUGCCCGGCCCGCUUUCCCUUGGGCAAGGCGUGGGUUCGCUCGUUUCCUCCGGCUCCCCAUUCCGUGAGCGUCCGUGGGAGAGAAGAAAGAGAGGGGGGACGGUCCUGGCCCUUCUCCUCUCGGGGCGAGCGAUGGGGGCCCAUCGAGGCCUGCCGUCGAUGCUGCUGCUGAUGACGAUGCCGGCCUGGAUCGACUGUCAGCGAGGUCCAGCAGGUGAUCAUCAUCUGGAAAUGGCGUCAUUUCCAUGGGCCGGUGAUCUUCAACUCCUCCAUGAACAAGCAGAACCGCUACUCUCUGGUCGGGAACCCCAAGAAUCACACCGGGUCCCUGCAGAUCAGGAACCUGAAGAAGGCAGAUGGGACCAGGUACUUCUGCCGGAUCUCGAUUCGAGCCCUGAGGAAGUCGGAAGAGUGGCAGAACAUCACGGGGACGCUGCUCACCGUGACGGAGUGGGUGCCCAGCACGACCACGAUAACCUCGAAGCCGGGGACCACGAGGACCACCGAGGCCCUACAGGAGACCGCAGGCCCACUUAUAGGGCCGGUGGUCGGAGGGAGCCUGGGGGGUCUCAUCCUGAUGAUCGCCGUCCCGGUGCUGAUCGCCUGUCUCAUCCGGAGAAGGGCAGGGAAGCGAAAGAAAGAGGAUCUCAAAGCCGAGUCAGUAGCUCUCUUCCCCGGGGAGGGGCGGCGGUCCCACCAGAGACGUGGGGUGCCCCUCGCCGACACCCAUCGAUGAAUGGUAUUUCUUCCAGGGGAUCCCCCAAGGAGUCCGAGGCAGACUACGCCGAAGUAGGGCAGAAUCAACAUUCCGUCAACUGCAAGCCGGACCUCGAGGACAGAGGCCUGGUCUACGCUUCCCUCACCCUCUCGGACCCUGCGUCCCGCAAGUCACCCGGGAACUCCCCUUUCCCCGACCCCCGGGAGCCCGAGAUGCUGUACACGGCCGUGCGGGGCCAAGUGAGGGGUCCGCGGGCCGCCGACCCUCUGCAGUGACUCCCUCCGAGCCCCCCGGCCCGCCCCCGCCUCGGGGCCCGCGGCCUCGGAGCGGGUCCGCUCCCCGGAGGGCCCCGUCAGUGACGAUCGACCCCCGCCCUCCAGGCGGCCGGCUUCGGCGGAGGGGAUGACCCCACCGGGCGGUCGCGUGGGCUCCCUCUGCGGACCCGGAAGACAGCUCCAGAUCGACCGCCUCUCCCACCCCGCCAUUUCGGACUCCGGCACUCGGCCCGGGAAGGGUCCAGAGCCUCAAGAUGGUGGGCGGGAGGGGGCAGCGAGCCCCGUCCCAUCUCCCCGAAAUGCAAAUGCCCUGUCAACCUAA